AUGAACUUAGCUAAGUUAUCAAAGUCCAAGACACUUCCAAUCCGCUUACUGAUCAUAUUCUUUAAAGUUUCUGGAUUCGCACCAUUCAAAGUGAGCGUUCUGCCAAAACCGUUCUUUAAGAAACGAUCAAGGAUCCGAUUGCUCUACUCACCAAAAGGGAUUGUAUAUAAUUUUAUUUUAUCACUUCCGAUGAUCAGGUUGUUGGUGUUCAGUAUAGCCAAACAUAAUGCAGAAGACCCGACGUACAUUUUAGGCAAGUGUAUGGUAAUAAGCAGCGCAUUCGCUGCUCCAGUGAUUUUGGGAUACUACUGCAUCAAACAAGGAGCAAUUAUAGAAGUUUUGAGCAGAUUGCUAAAAUUAGAAGAUGAUUUACUGGACAAGUUUAACAGAUCAGUUUCACGGCUGCACAAGUCUAUAACCUACGAAACUGUUGUGUUUGUUAUCUAUAUAUCUUUGACGAGUUCUCAUGUAGCACUGACUUAUUUUGAGUAUCCAGGUCUUUGGAAAAGAUCUCUGGUCACUCUUUUUAUUGAGAUAACUAUCAAUAAUUUAAUAUUCCAAUAUUCCUUGAUUGUUUACUACAUUAACAAACGGCUAAAUUACAUGAACGAAUUGCUUUUAUCCUUGAGCAAGAGUGAUAAUAACAGAUUAAAGAAUGAGGUUACGUUUCUUACAAGCUCUUCGCACAAUGAAAUGAUUUUGAAAACUAUUGUAUUGAUCAGAGAGUUGCAACGGAGCUUAUACGACAUUUUCAAAGAAAUAUCCAAGUUCUUCACCUGGCCGAUAUUUUUCGCCAUGACCAUUUUUUGUAUUAGAAUGCUGCUUUAUGCGUUCAAGUUUGUCAAACGGUUAAUACUUCACCCGGAAGAAACUAAUGUAGUGAUCUUUAUUAAGUGCCCGAUUUCUGUGCUCAAAGAAAUGUUUAUCAUUAUUAUAAUGGCACGACAUAUGACGCAAAUCACAGUUGAAAUGCAGAAAGCGGGAGAAAUUAUUUAUAAGAUCAUGGACAUUUAUUCAACAUCGGGAAAAAUUCAGUCUGAGUUGGAGCAGUUUUCAAUAGAAAUUCUACUAAGACGGAUACCAAAAUCUAUUUUUGGACUUUUUACAAUAGACGGUUCCCAUGUUGCCAUGAUUGUGCGAUCAACAAUAACGUAUGUAAUUAUUCUUGUACAGUUUAAUUAUAACCUUCAUACCCAAUAUGAUGGGAAUAUUGUUCCAGACAAGUACCGUUUAUAA
Molecule: messenger RNA, 1236 nt
Organism: Cotesia congregata
Lineage: Eukaryota; Metazoa; Arthropoda; Insecta; Hymenoptera; Braconidae
Source: the annotation of a GenBank genome assembly